AUGCCCGCCACGGCCAACACAACCGAUUACGAGACUGCAUCCGAGUUCUGGCUCUUCGGCUACGGUGAGGACCACCGUGGUACGCCAGAGGCCCCUGGUCGGGUUGUCACCCUGAUCGAGCGCUCUUACUGGGAGAAGCUGACAGACCACCACGAUUCGGCGCCAGAAAAGGUCUGGGGGGUCGCGUAUCGUAUCGUGCCGGAAAAAGUGUCUGAAGUCAAGGAGUACCUGGAUAUCAGAGAGAUCAACGGCUACUCCAUCCACUACACACCUUUUUAUCCCGCCGACGGGUCAACGCCAAUGAAGACUCUGGUGUACAUUGGCACGCCAGAUAAUGAGCAAUUCGUCGGCCCUCAAGAUCCCCAGGCGCUGGCACGGCAUAUCUUCAACAGCAAAGGCCCAAGCGGUCUGAACAAAGACUAUCUUUACGGCCUUGAGCUUGCCCUCAAUGAGUUGUCUCCGGAUAGUGGAGAUCAUCAUGUCAGCGACUUGGCACAACGCGUUCGAGCUCUCGAACAAUCGGUCAACGGAACUUCAUCCUAG
This is a messenger RNA of Metarhizium album ARSEF 1941, 543 nucleotides long. Its product is annotated as ChaC-like protein. Lineage: Eukaryota; Fungi; Ascomycota; Sordariomycetes; Hypocreales; Clavicipitaceae. The transcript has 2 exons. Gene Ontology annotation, biological process: glutathione catabolic process. The record is from RefSeq and is a predicted model, not a curated record. Gene Ontology annotation, cellular component: cytoplasm. Bases 1 to 543 code for a protein of 180 amino acids. Gene Ontology annotation, molecular function: gamma-glutamylcyclotransferase activity; glutathione specific gamma-glutamylcyclotransferase activity.